Molecule: messenger RNA, 924 nt
Organism: Caenorhabditis remanei
Lineage: Eukaryota; Metazoa; Nematoda; Chromadorea; Rhabditida; Rhabditidae
Exons: 6
Coding region: 1-924 (307 amino acids)
Source: RefSeq, a predicted model, not a curated record
AUGGUUACUACUGGACAAGACCAGCAAGCAAUGUUGAACCCAUACUGGUUCCAAUGUCAAGAAGAAACAAUUACCACUCUUCGCCAUCAACUAGAGCAGACGAAUCAUUGGAAUAAAAAACUAAACAAUCAUCUUUAUACUCUGACCACGGAAAACAAACAGCAGGAGCAGGAAAUUUUGGGUUUGAGGUCACAACUCGAAGAGAAGAAUCAAGAGAUUUUAUAUUUAAAAGGGAAGUUGCCGAAUCCAAUGAAGAGAAUUCGGAGACGAAGAUCCCCGGAAAUCAAGAAACAAAGAGUGUCUGAUGAUUCCUCAUCCCUGACAAUGAGCUAUCGUACUUCCCAAGAAAGCCCAGAAACAUCAAUGACCCAAACAUCAACCCCUUCCUCUUCCAAUACUCUCUCAAUGUGCGAAACUCCAUUGGCUACUCUGGAAAUGCCCCCGGCUCCCGACUUCACGAACUAUACUUUUACUGGUAAUGUCCAUUUUGAUGGAAAGCAAUUCACAUUUGAUAUUGGAGGCGACAAUCAUGACUCUCUCCAAGUCGAAGAAUCGACACUAGAUGAACAGGACCCGAGGAUCAAUGAAAACCCAAUCACUCCAUUCCAAGAUGCGUUGGCUUUCUGGAACCAGAACUACAAAGAGGUCGAUAAAUUUGGAACGCCGCUUUUUGGACUGGACAUUUCGACCUUAUUAUUCAAUCCAAAUGGACCUCAAGUCAUUCCCCAGCGAGUCAUCAAAAUACGGAAUGAGAGGGAGUUCCAGGAGAUGCAAAGAGAAAAACGAGGUCAAAAAUGGGAGAAGCUCUCAGACUUCCGGAAGAACCAAUGGAAAGAGAAAUUGGCAUAUAUGACCGAAAUUCAAAAGGAACAGUUGGCUGCUGGAUUAAUUGUAUUUUCGAAUGAAAAUCACCGAUCAACAUGA